AGUGAAAUUGUAUCUUAUUUUAUAAAGAAGUGACUUCAUUUUGGUUUAUAAGAACUUCCUAUAUAAGAUUUUCUUUUUAAUUUUCUUCAAAUCUUCUUAGUUGUUGUCUUCAUGCAUCAGCUGGAAUAUAACUCAACGAACCUGUAAUAGUGCUAUGAGUAUUGAAAUGGAGCUGGGAUUGUUAUUACUUUGAUGCGUCAUCUAUGAUUGUAUGGUUGAUUCAACUACUAAAUUGUUUUUUAUGAUUUAAAGAUUCAUUCGCUAUUUUAUAUUUUGAACUACCCUAGUCGUCAAGGGUCCCUAUUUUGUCAUUGUUUGCGAGGAUUUUAGAUAUUUGACUAGUAGUCAAACAAAUUCAUUAAACUAUGAGUCCAAUUAAGCAUCACAGUUGUUUCUAGCAUUCUGGAUAACAUGCAUGAUCUAUCUUCUCUUUAUUUCUGCAGACAAGUCAUAACGGACAGAAUAGACUACAAGGGCACAUCCACAUUUCCACCCCAAAGUUCUUCAGGGAUGAGAGUGUGUGUUGGAUGGCGCCAGUUCCUUUUGUUUGUGACGCUCGUUUUCUUUGUAACACAUUUUCUCUCAGUUUUGGAGUUGCAUCAAAACUCAAAUGCUAAAGAUUCACACCAAAAGAAAACCAGGAAAUUUGAUCAUCUGGUUUUUGGACCUGCUGCUGGUGAAGGUUUACCAAAUCGUUUGCAAUGCAAAGGUAUCAAGGCUCUUAACAAGACUCACAUAUCAUCAGUCUUCAAUAUUUCCGAUACCAGAGGUGGUGAUGGCGUUGCCUUUGUGACUGUUUUUACUGUUUAUAACUCUAGUGUUGAUGGUAGAGCUAGUGACUCGAGUAUCGUUGGGAAAGUUUUAUAUAACAAGGUGGAGCGGUCAAUGGCCGUCUUGAAUACAUUCAUAAAUUUUAUACAGAUGACGAUGCCUCAAAGCAACACGAUCAUCCUCACUGAUCCUGCAUCCAGUCUUCCACUGAAGCAAAACAGGGUGAUGGUGUAUCCCAUUCAAGGUGAAUAUUCACGCAACAAGUUGAUGCUUCAAAGAAUCAGGUCUUACAUUGCUUUUUUAGAGGAAAAGCUUGAAGAGCAGUCACGGAAGCCGGGGCAGAUUAGCCAUUUUAUCUUCACCGACUCCGAUAUAGCAGUAGUUGGUGACGUGGGGCAAAUAUUUAGCAAAUAUGAAAACUUUCAUCUGGCUCUCACUUUUCGUAAUAACAAACAGCAGCCUUUGAAUUCAGGGUUCAUAGCAGUUAGGGGAACCCCUGAUGGAAUUCUAAGAGCAAAGAUUUUCUUGGAGGAAGUCUUGAACGUUUAUACUUCAAAAUACAUGAAAGCUUCACGGAUGCUCGGCGAUCAACUUGCUCUUGCUUGGGUGAUAAAAUCGCAUGCUUCAUUCGAUGCAAAGGAGUUUAGUAGACACGAAGCGUUUCUUGAGGAAAUUGGCGGUGCAUCGGUCCUCUUCUUGCCUUGUGCAGUUUACAAUUGGACACCGCCCGAAGGUGCCGGUCAAUUUCAUGGCAUGCCCUUGGAUGUCAAGGUGGUUCAUUUCAAGGGAUCGAGGAAACGCCUUAUGCUCGAGUCUUGGAACUUCUUGAACUCUUCUUCAUCCUCCCACGAUCUAUCAGAUAUGUUGUGCCUUAUCUUGAGCAGUGGACGGACAAAGUACGAUUUUUGAAUUCGUGCUUAGAAAACCCGACAUUAUUCUUUUUUGUGAAAAUUUUGAUUGCGAACAAAAUUAGGGAUUUUACGUCCGAAAAACAAGAUGGAGAAAUCUUUUUGUGCUAUUUAUGGUUCUUUAUAUAAAUUUGUAGUAGUGUUGAUUUGAAAGUUCUU
Molecule: messenger RNA, 1838 nt
Organism: Cynara cardunculus var. scolymus (artichoke)
Lineage: Eukaryota; Viridiplantae; Streptophyta; Magnoliopsida; Asterales; Asteraceae
Exons: 7
Coding region: 412-1680 (422 amino acids)
Source: RefSeq, a predicted model, not a curated record